AUGGACGGCGAGGUUUCAAUACUUCCAAAACGCCAGAGCUCAGUCAACUUGACAGAUGAUAGCUCGUCGCUGAACUCGACGGCAUGGAAUACGGAGACGGCGGCGGCGUGCAUGGCUGCGCUCGCACCACUCACCACGGCUUCGAAUCCUUCGGGCACGGCCGUCUGCUACAACCUGCAAAGCCUCGAUACCAGCACGGGUGCGUUCAUGGCGGAUCUGAGAUUAUUCCAGGUGUCAACUCCGUAUGGGGACUUUACGGGCAUCCCGCCGCAAAACAUUCAGGUUGGACUGCAGUAUCAUGGAGCAUCCGUUUCGCCUGUCAGCCAAAGCUCAGUCUCCUCCCGCGACCUCGAGACGCGCGCCACCACCCCUACGCAGCUCCAGGUGUACAUGUUCGUUGGUCAGAUCGACCAGGCACAGCUCAGCCAGCCCAUGACUAUGGGUGUUGUUGAAGCGCUAGUUAUGCCCGUUGUGACCCUUAACGCCGUCAAUGGCGCCGGAACCGCAGUCAGCACGAAUGUCUCCUCCAAUGAAGCUGCCUUUGUAAAUGGUGUCUUCUCCCAGGACGUCGUUUUGUCGGAUCUCGCCCUCGCCCAGGUGGCUGUCAACGACAUCACGACAGCAUUGGCAAACGGAACUGUCGCAUUUAUUCUGCCGGGAGUAAACAUCCUCAUUUUCCCCGUUGGUUUGGUGAUGACGGCUACAUGGACGUUCAUUGGCGUCGCUGCUUACGGAUACGGCACCUUCCAGCGAAUAGGCUACCGCGAGUCCUACCGUCGGAGGCAGAUGAGGAUUACUAAGCCCGCCGCGUCGGCGAGAAUUUAA
This is a messenger RNA of Pseudomassariella vexata, 825 nucleotides long. RefSeq lists its product as uncharacterized. NCBI's taxonomy places the organism in Eukaryota, Fungi, Ascomycota, Sordariomycetes, Amphisphaeriales, Pseudomassariaceae. The transcript has 2 exons. The coding region runs from base 1 to 825 and encodes 274 amino acids. The record is from RefSeq and is a predicted model, not a curated record.